This is a messenger RNA of Rana temporaria (common frog), 989 nucleotides long. RefSeq names its product dual specificity protein phosphatase 13-like. Gene Ontology annotation, molecular function: MAP kinase phosphatase activity; protein tyrosine/serine/threonine phosphatase activity. Gene Ontology annotation, biological process: negative regulation of MAPK cascade; protein dephosphorylation. Lineage: Eukaryota; Metazoa; Chordata; Amphibia; Anura; Ranidae. Gene Ontology annotation, cellular component: cytoplasm. Bases 227 to 781 code for a protein of 184 amino acids. The transcript is spliced from 4 exons. The record is from RefSeq and is a predicted model, not a curated record.
AAUGAGGGAAUAGCGAAACCUUCAGAGUUAAAAUUAUCACUGAUCAAAAAUAGAAUCUAAGUAAGAUUGCCCGGAGUCCCUGAGCCAAACGUUUGGCCAGAAGAUCCAUCUUGUUAUGGAGGAGCCGACGGGAAUGUAGUGUGACAAACACUUAGAAGAAAGAAAAACAUCAGAAGAAUUCAUAGGACGUUUGUUCUUAUACGACUGCUACGCAGAGGUUACAAGGAUGGCUGGUGUCAAGUCUCGCUAUGAGCCCUUACCUGUCCAUGACCUACAGCGACUUCUCUGGAGUCACAGAUCAUCCACAGGACAUGUCAACCAAGUAUGGCCAAAACUAUACCUGGGAAAUGCGUUUACUGCCAGGGAUAAGUCUGUUCUUCGUGAGCUGGGGAUCACCCACAUACUGAAUGCUGCCUCCGGAAAGUACCGCAUUAACACAGGACCAGAGUUCUACAGAGAUCUUAACAUUGAUUACUUAGGAGUGGAGGCAGAUGACCGUCCUUAUUUCGACUUGAGCGCUCACUUCUUUCCAGCAUCACAGUUUAUAAGGGCCGGACUGCAAUCUCCUAAUGGCAAGGUGUUGGUGCACUGUGCAAUGGGGAUCAGUAGAGCCGCCUCCCUUACUCUUGCUUUCCUAAUGAUCUCUGAAGGGUUGAGUUUAGUGGAUGCUAUACGCACAGUGAGUGAGCACCGAGACAUCUGCCCCAACCCUGGCUUUCUUGAGCAAUUGCGUCAACUGGAUAUAACACUGGAGGCCAAGAGAAGAAGCCGGAGAGAAUAGUUUUUUAUCUCUAUCGGGCAAAACAGAUCUACUGCUUAUUUUUAAAGGAUUUCAGUCAGAUUUAUUUAAAAUGUCAUUCUGAUUUUGUUCUGAAGGUUUUCUAUACUAUCCUUUUUAUAUUGACUGCUCAAUUUAUUUUCAGAAUCAGAAGCCCUGCACGGGGAUGAGGUCAGAACAUUGUUGGUCAACCUUAAAGUAUUACUAAACU